UAUCAAAAACAAAGCUUGUCAGUAACAGCGAUGGGAUUCUGCAGUGAGCUCAGGGAAAUUCCCGCGUGUCACAUGAAUAGACUCAAAAUGACAUCACUGUGCCAAAUAACCCGACAAUUUUCAGUGGUGUUCAGAUAUUUCUUCUCCCGAUGUCACAGCUAUUUGAAUGUCGUCAAUCGAAGUUUUAAAACUGGUCUUCUGAGAAUGGCAUAGCUUAACUAGCUGCCUGCCUAUCGACUUUGUUCACGUGAAAGUUUUAAGAACUGAUAUCCGAGAUCUAAACUGUAAUUCUCGCACUUCUCUAAGUGGGCUUCACGCUUUAAUUUCCGUGCUCAAUAGUGGUUUAAAAUGGCAAAACAAGUCUCAGGACCUCCUCUCGACGAGAGUUUCCAAAUUUCUCAACGGGAAUUCGAAUAUCAAGAUGAAAAACUGUUUCUAAACCGUUGCUGUUCAUCAGGAAGCUUAAGUGCUACUUCAGAUUAUUGCAGCUCGUACGACGACCAGUCUGUACGACGACCAAAUAUGAAGUGCCAAAACAAAGAAGCUGAGGGCAGGCGAGCAUCGUUGGCCGAUGAACCCCUAACAGAGGAAGACGCCUGCAAUUUGUCUAAAGAUAUUAGCCAACACUAUAAAGAAUUGGCAAUGGAACUGAAGUUAACCCAAGCUGAAAUCAGAGAGAUAGAAGAUGAGAAGAAUGGAAGAAACAGCAACCGGGAAAAAGCCUUAGCUGUGCUGACCAAGUUCAUGCAAAAGAAAGGCAGAGGUGCAACAAAGGGCGAUUUGGCUUUUGCACUACAUAGAGCUGGAAGAUUGGACAUUGCUGAAAAAAUUAUUGGCAAUGCAGACUUUCUCGGGAAGAAAAAGCACCGGAAGACUUUUAUUCUUUUGAAGGAAGAGUCUUACCUUCAUUGCGACUCAUUUGAGAAGAAGACGAUCUCGAUCUGUGAAGACCAAGACGGUAGCCUUUUUCGCUUAGAAAAGCUUGAAGGACCUAAACUUCAACAAUAUUUAAAGUGGAAAAACGCAGUAUCAAAGCAAGGAAGUACCGUAAGUGACUUUGGUGAUCCAAAACGAAAGGAAGAGCUGGAAGAUGUCCAAGAACUACUAAGAACGCUUGAGAAAGAUCUCAAAGAGAUCCAACACACUCUUGAGAGGCAAGAAAGACAAGAAGACCAAAUAAAAGUUGGUUUGCAGUUGGAUGAAGAUGAGAAGCUACUAGAUAAAAUGCAUAAUCUUGCCCACAGAUUAGUUCGACAAGCCGAUGCCCUCUGUCAAUUGGAGGAACCUUUCGUGCCAAAGAGUCAGAUAUACGACGUCUCUAUCUCACUGUCCGCUGUUGCUAAAGAUUUAGAGGAACGGGUGAAGACGUUACUAAAAAUGAUCAUCAGUGACGAAGAAGCACUCCGUUUAAACAAACUUCUUGCGCGCUGCCUCUCGCUCCGAAAUGUGAUCGAAGAGAAGAUUUCUUUGGGAAGUUUGAAAGACUUGACUCAUCAAGCGAGACAGAGAAAGCACUUGCCUUCAGCACCAACCCCAAGUUCAAGAGUUAGUGGACCUGAAGACUCGAAAACUACAAGGCUUAAUACAAUGCCCAAAUCAGAAAGAGAACAGAGAGAACUAGAAAAACAAAUCAAGCCAAAGAAAGACCCCUUGGAGGUUGAGGAGGAGGUGUGGUCAACUCGGUUUUAGAAUCGAUAAGGUUGGACGAAAGAGAUCUAUGAAGAGAUGAUAUAAGGUCUGGUCUUUAAAGUAACUCAUGGUCGUUAGGUCAGCAACUAUGAUGAURGUAGACGAUCACGUACUGUUUUUUCAUUACACAGGCCAAGUUUCAUUCUCUUGAGAGUAAGAUUCUUUGUUUGAGUUGUAUCCAUAUUCAUGUGUCUUCUCAUGUGCUACCGUUAAACUAAGGAAUGAUACUCUAGGGAAUGACACGUAGUCUGUGAAAGGAAAAUGAUUACAAUUUCUAGUAUGACUACAGAAAAAAAUGUUUUAGAAAUUUUGAAGCUAUUUCUAAAAUGACUAGAGUUUUUAUCUAUCCAAUAGCUAAGAAAGGAAAGUUGGAAUUUAUUUCAAAUUAGGACCUUUAGAAUUUAUAAUUUUGUAAAUACUAAUAUAAAAGUGUGAGUGUUUGUUAUACAAACACAAUUUUAAAGAAACAUACACACCUAUUUCAAAAAACCUUGUCGGUCUGAGAUCUGAAAUCUGAGUCCGAAAGGAAUUGUGGGUUGUAAGCUGUAAAUUGUUUGUGGUUUUGAUAAGUAGUUCGCAAAAAGUUAAUAUCUUGAUAUAUCAACUUUGAGCGAUGACCUGCUCUGGCAAACUGUCUGGGUAAGUGUAUAUUGAAUUUUUAACGAGAAAACACUCAGUCCUCCACACUUCUAAUCGGUCUCAGAUUUCUGAGUUCAGAUAUCCAACCGACAACGUUUUUUGAAAUAGGUGUAUACAAAUAAUAUGGCACAUGCGCACAACGUUCGAGGCACCUCUGGUCACAACAACCACAUAUACAAGGCAAUAAUAGAAUUUGCUGUAGCUUAGUUUCGUAUGGGAAAAAAWAUAUAUAUAUAUGUAAGAGGUACUAUAGAUUUUGGAUGUGCUGUCGACUGGGGAACGCAGCGAGCCUGCAUGGUCACGUGUCUAGCGCUAACUGGUCUCCAUGGCGACACACGAAAGCAGUACUGGACCAGUUUGUAUGAAUGGUGGAUAGUGAUAAUCGACGGAUAAAUCCUUAUCCAGUGGAUAAGUCGUUGCUGUUAUCCAAUAAAUUUAUCCACUGGAUAAGAUUUAUCCGUAGGAUAGCGCUAUUCACCCGUCGUACAACCAGGCCCUGAAGAUUAAGCUACACGUCGCGUAAUGUUGGUUGACAUAAUGAACAUAUGAUACCAAUGCCAAUGGUUUUGAUAAAGUCAUCCAACAUGGCGGCUACUCCGUCACACAUACCUCAAGCAAUGAAGUAAUAUAAAUUGUGAUGUCCGACCCUCAAAUGAUGACGUUACAAACAUUUCUGGAAUAAAACUGGAGAGAUGCUUCGA
This is a messenger RNA of Actinia tenebrosa (Australian red waratah sea anemone), 3029 nucleotides long. RefSeq lists its product as uncharacterized. NCBI's taxonomy places the organism in Eukaryota, Metazoa, Cnidaria, Anthozoa, Actiniaria, Actiniidae. Gene Ontology annotation, molecular function: protein binding. The record is from RefSeq and is a predicted model, not a curated record. Gene Ontology annotation, biological process: signal transduction.